Messenger RNA from Neoarius graeffei (lesser salmon catfish), 4905 nucleotides. It is a transcript of the gene sgip1a, whose product is annotated as SH3GL interacting endocytic adaptor 1a. Lineage: Eukaryota; Metazoa; Chordata; Actinopteri; Siluriformes; Ariidae. Gene Ontology annotation, cellular component: clathrin-coated vesicle; clathrin-coated pit; plasma membrane. The transcript has 24 exons. The record is from RefSeq and is a predicted model, not a curated record. Gene Ontology annotation, biological process: clathrin coat assembly; clathrin-dependent endocytosis. The coding region runs from base 179 to 2788 and encodes 869 amino acids.
UGCUGCGGGCGAAACGCUCGCGCUCCUCGUUCCAGCCGCAGUGGAGUUGGCGUGAAAGAGAGAAAACAAUGUGUAACUGACAGCUCGGAGAAUUAUUCACAUCUUCCACCGAACCGGAAGGAGACACCUGUGACGAAGCCAAGGUUCCUUGGAGAUAGAGGAAUGCAAAUCUGCAAUCAUGAUGGAAGGAUUGAAAAAACGUACCAGGAAGGCCUUUGGGAUACGGAAAAAAGAGAAGGACACUGAUUCCACAGGUUCACCAGACAGAGAAGGGGGACCCCAGAAGAAGAGCAAUGGAGCUCCCAAUGGAUUCUACGGCGAGAUUGACUGGGACCGAUAUAACUCUCCCAUGGUGGAUGAAGAAGGUUAUAGCAUCAGGCCAGAUGAAGAUGGAGCAACCCCGAAAGACAAGUCCCACUUCUUCUCAUCCAGUGAGUCGGAGGAAGAGGAAGACCACCACAAAAAAUUUAAGAUCAAGAUCAAACCCCUGCUUGCUGACAAUGCUGAGUUUGUGGCUCCUUCAGUAGAUGAAUUAAAAGCCUCCAUAGGCAACAUAGCUCUGUCUCCUUCUCCUCUGAGACGUAGCCCGGGUCUGCCAAAAAGAGAUGCGACUAGUGAAGAAAUCGAAAUUGCACGACCAAGACGUUCAGUUCCUACUAUUACUCCUGUCUCAGUCCCUGCACCUGCACCAGUACCUGAACCUCCCAGCAGUAAGAAAUCUCCAGUGCCGGAGGAUGCGAUAGCCUUAUUUGGCCCCCCGUUGGAGACAGCAUUUGAAGAGCAGAGGACUGAAGCACUCCCUCCUCUUCCACCCAAGAAUGUACCGACUUCCCCCCCUCCGAGCAACACUACAAGCCCAGAUUCCUCCGAUGUGAAAGCAGAGGACACUUCACCAAACACACACAAACCCUCCAUAGCGGAUCUGGACAACAUUUUCGGCCCAGCAGACUCCCCUAAACCUGCAGACAGUACCGCAGACAAGUGGGUCUGCUUCAACGAUGAGUCUCCUCAAAGACCAGCGCUACCAGAAGCGCUAGCUCCUUCUUUACCAAAAUCUUCUCCACCUCUUCCUGAAGAACCUGCCCCUCCUCUUCCUCCAACCGAACCACCAAGAACCACCACACCCUCUCCUCCAGCCCCCAUUCUGUCACCCAAAGAUCCUUCUCCCCCUAAAGUACCACUUCCUCCAGAUGAGGUAGCCCCGCCUCCUCCAGACGAACCUCUCAAGCCUAAUGCUGAAUCAGCUCAGCAUAUUCCCGAUACAGAGGCGAGGUCUGGCUCAGCCAAGACUCCACCUAGCGCUCUGGAGAUAACCGCACGUACAAUCCCCCCACCCCUGGCCCUUAAUCAGGAAGAUAAGAACAACCCUGAGGAAGGCAAUCCAAAAGAGAGCCCAAAUGAAAGCAGUGCUUCACCCAAAGAGAUUGAUCAGGGCCCUAGAUCAACACCACCGCCUCCUCCACCCCCUACAUACAGGGCAGUGGUGUCAUCUCCUGGGCCUACACCUGCAGUCACGAGUGGAGGAAGUGGCAGCGGCUCCUCGUCCCCUGCACGCCCUGGUACACCACUGACUGCCAGCAGCCCUCCUCCUCCCCCUCCGCCUCCACGGCCGCCCUCCCGUCCCAAACUGGCUCCUGGGAAAGGCAGCGUAGGGGAUGCGAAUCGGCCCUUCAGCCCGCCGGUCCACUCGUCAAGCCCUCCGCCUUUGGCACCGCUGGCACGAGCAGAGAGCACCUCCUCCAUCUCCUCUACUAACUCCCUCAGCGCUGCCUCGACACCCACUGUCGGUAAAGAGCUCUCCGUGUCUGUGUCAGAUGACGUUUUUGUAGACAAACUGCCCAGCUUUGAGAGGCGAGCUGACCUCCUAGCAGAGACAGACCAGCCCUCCCUCGUAUGGUUUGACAGAGGCAAGUUUUAUUUAACCUUUGAAGGCUGCUCUCGUGGGCCCAGUCCCCUCACCAUGGGCGCCCAGGACACCCUGCCUGUGGCCGCAGCAUUCACAGAGACAGUUAAUGCUUACUUCAAGGGAACUGAUCCCAGCAAGUGUGUGGUGAAGAUCACGGGUGAGAUGGUGUUAUCCUUCCCGGCUGGCAUCACCAGGCAUUUUGCCAAUAAUCCGACACCUGCAGUGCUAACUUUUAGCAUAACCAACUACAGUCAUCUGGAGCAUGUCCUCCCUAACCCCCAGUUACUGUGCUGUGAUGCCACCCAGUCCAAACCCAACUCCAAGGAAUUCUGGGUGAACAUGCCAAACCUCAUGACCCACCUAAAGAAGGUGGCUGAGCAGAAACCUCAGGCCACAUACUACAACGUAGACAUGCUGAAAUAUCAAGUAUCAGCGCAGGGUCUUCAGUCCACUCCUCUGAACCUGGCCAUGAGCUGGAGGUGUGAGCCCACCAGCACUGACCUGAGAAUAGACUACAGAUACAAUGGCAAUGCCAUGACCACACCAGUGGCCCUCAAUAACGUGCAGUUCCUCGUUCCUGUUGACGGAGGAGUCGGUCAGCUGCAAGCUGUCCUUCCUCCAGCUGUCUGGAAUGCAGAGCAGCAGAGAAUCCUGUGGAAGAUCCCGGAUAUCUCUCAAAAGUCUGAGAACGGAGGCGUUGGCUCCUUGUUGGCCCGGUUCCAGCUAACGAACGGCCCAAGUAAACCAGCCCCUCUGGCUGUGCAGUUCACCAGCGAGGGCAGCACACUGUCAGGCUGCGACAUCGAGCUGCUCGGCUCCGGAUAUCGAUUCUCUCUCAUCAAGAAGAGGUUUGCUGCAGGAAAAUACCUGGCAGAUAACUAAUCUGCACCACAGCCCCAUGCAGAGGUGUGUGUCUUUCUGGACUAACUGAAAUUUACUCGAACCGUAGGAGAGAUGAUGGCACUAUCCUCCGCCGGCUCUUUUGGGGAUUCCCUUUAUAGAUGUCUGACCCAGGCGGAGGCCGUACUCCAGCAGUAUUUUUAGGGUGUACUUCUCGUAUUUGUAAAAUCGUAAACAUUUCAGAACUGUAUCGCUGCUGUUAGACAGCACGGGUUUCUCCUAAGACUAGCCUCUCGUCUGUCUAACGUCUAAUCGUCAAACUCUUUGGCUGUGGCUGCCUGAAUACUUUCUCUCUUCCUAGCAUGCUGUCACUGUUAAGCUAUUGAGUAAGACGGUGUGCCUUGAGGAGGACAAGAAGCUCGAGGUCUUUCUGCUGAUAGAAAAAUCUAGAAUCUUGCAGGUUUUCCAAACUGAAAGUGACACGAUGCUUUCAGCGAUCGGGAUUCGACCUGCUGCUUCUUGACAUUUGUCUUAUUGGCACUAGAGGGCAGAUAAUUUUAGAUACUUUUGAAUUUCUAACCCAUUCAGGUUCUUCAGUGCAAUCUUCAAAAGUCGAAUCAGGCAAAGGAAUGGAAAGAUGAUCAUGAAUGAUGGUCGCAGCAGAUUUAAAGCAUUUAAUGUGAAAAUCGCGUUUCUGAGCUCCUGUUUCGGCAGCCACAGCUGAACCUAUGUCUUGCUUGCGAUUGUAUUAAAAAAAAAAAAAGAAAAAAGGAUUUCUUUCAGUUGCAAAAAAAGAGCUGUUUAAAGUGUAAUUUUAAAUGGAUAAUAUAUAUCUUGAAGGGCGUUUGGUGUUUUUCCUCAUACUGGUGAAUAGCCUUUCUGUUGUUCCUAAGACAGCAGUGUUAGACUUCUGAGUACAUCACUCUAUUUUUAUUUAUUCCUGAUCAUUUGUUGUACAAAAAAAAAGAAACAAAAAUUUAGUGACUGUAUAUGUAUAAACUUUGAAUGGUAUCACAGUUUAGGAUCCUUAAAGUUAUAAAUAUUUGAUUUUUUGUUAUCUGUGUAGUUGGGUAACCUGUGUACAGUAUAAUGCGGAGGUAUAAUUUUUACAUUUAUUUCAGAUAUAAUUUUUUAAACUCAAGUGCAACAGAGAAUCGAGCUGUAUGUAUAAGGGUGGGGUGGGGGGGGUAAAAGUGGCUGAAUACUGUAUCUGUGUGGGUGGCUCACGCUUUCUGGAAGCAGUGUUAUGUAUUUCUGCACUCUUAGUCGAAACAUGAAUUGGUUUUGGACAGUUUAAACACUUGUACCGUUCACACCAUCGUGCUAUAUUCAACCGUUCUCAUCUUCAUGUGCAUUUUCUUUAACGUCUCAAGCAUGAACCCUUGUCAAAUGACCCAGUGCUUGAGUUCAUGGAUUUAUUUUGUGAAUCAUAAUGUCUCUGUGAGAUGAUGAGGAUGAGGUUUGGCAAGUGGUUAGGAUGACCAAAAUGCUUCUUUUUCUUUCUUUCUUUCUUUCUUUCUUUUUUUGUAUUUGAGUGUAUCUCCAAAAAUUGUCCCCAAGAGAGAAUAAGCUGCAUAUUUUUAAAUGUUAUAAACUAUUAAUAAAGUCAUAAAAUAUUGUUUCUUGUGGAAAGAAUACCACUGUGCUACUUUUGAAUGUGCUCUGAUAUCUGAUGUGAAGAACAAAACCAUCCUCCUGUCACAUAAAGUGGCUGCUGUAGAGAAAACACUGGUGCUUUGAGGAAGUUUAUUCCCAUUCCCCCCCCCCAAUUCAUACCUGCUGUACGUUGUGAAGGAUCAAUGCACUGACCUUUAACAUGAACCCGAUGUUCUGCAUUGAAUUGAACCCGUUUUGAGAAUCCUGUGUGCAGAUCUAUAGCAGUGGAUGAGUUUCUCUCCGUAAUCCAAACUGAAGUAUCAUCCAGGCUGUGCUUGAGAGACAGGAAGCUGUAUGUCAGUCAGAUACUGUAAUUGAAGUGUGUGUGGUGUGUGAGUGUGUAUGUGAGUGCUCCUGAGGUUGUGAGCAUGUGUGACUGUCUGGUGUUUGAUCAUUCUAGAGUUUUCUUGCCAGCAACAUGUGCAAGCUGUGUUUUACAGAUGGUGUUAACAAUGAACCCGAGAUUCUUUGCUCUUUCCAAACCAAUAAAAGAUGUAAGCAGA